CAGCUGCUCCACGUGACGGAGAAAAAGCCAAUCGCGCACCUCCUCCGCACGAGAGCAACGAAGAUGGCGCAAGACAGCACGGUGCCCAGCGAUCUCUACCAGCAUGUGUACUCGUUUCUCGUGGAAAACAAGUUUGCCAAAGCCGCGAAAGAGUUUUUAAAGCAGGCUAAAGUGAAACCUCAAGACCAAAAUGAGGACAAUCUCUUGGACAUCUUCAAUUUUUGGGUGAAGUCCCCAGAAACCAAAAAGCGUAAAGCAGUCCCCAGCGGCCCUUCGGCGGUCAACGGCCCGUCAGCAAAGAAAGCCAAGAAAGCUGCUGAGAGCUCAAGUAGUGAGGACUCGAGCAGUGAAGAAGCUGCACCUGCCAAGAAAGUCAAAGUACAAGCGAAAGCUCCUGCUCCAAAGAAGCCAGCAGCUGUAGCUGCUAAAAAGAGCAGCAGCUCUGAAGACUCCAGCGACUCGGAGGAUGAAGCUCAGGCUAAAACUGCAGCAAAGAAGCCUGCCGCUGUGAGACCUGCAGCCCCCGUCAGGAAGAAAGACCCCAGUUCCAGCAGCGAGGAUAGCUCGAGUGAAUCAGAGGACGAGGCUCCAGUGAAGAGCGCAGUAAAAGCACCAGUCCUAGUGAAGACCCUUCCAGCUAAACCUGCAGAGUCCAGCAGUGAGGAGUCAUCCUCAGAUGAGGAAGAUGCUCCUCCUACUAAGAAACCCAAGACUGGUCAAUUCAAUGCCGUCCCACCUCCAGCAACACUGACGGCUCGUGCUCCAGUCAAAGCUCCUGCAGCUCCAGCUAAGACUGUGACUCCCAAAGCUGCUGCUAAGAAGGACUCGUCCAGUUCUGACAGCUCUGAUUCAAGUUCAGAGGAUGAAGCAAAGAAACCAGCUGCUAAAACGGCUGUGGUUAAAGCAGCCCCAGCUAAGAAAGCACCUACAAAGAUCGCUCCUGCUAAGAAAAAGGACUCUUCAAGCUCCGAUUCUUCAAGCUCAGAGGACGAAGCAGCAAAGCCUGCUGUCAAAGGCACACCUGCUAAAGCAGCAUCUGCUAAAUCUACACCUGCUAAAGCAGCAUCUGCUAAAUCUACACCUGCUAAAGCAGCAUCUGCUAAAUCUACACCUGCUAAAGCAGCAUCUGCUAAAUCUACACCUGCUAAAGUCACCCCUGCUGCAGACAAGGCUUCAUCUUCUAGCUCUGAAGACUCUGACGAUGAAGAGGAGGCUAAGAAACCAGUUGCUAAAGCUGUCCCAGUUAAACCUGCGCCAGCCAAGAAAAUGCCCGCUAAAGUCAUGCCUACUGCAAAAGAAUCGUCAUCAUCGAGCUCCGAGUCUGAGGAAGACAAACCGGCCUCAAAACCAACCCCAGCCAAGGCUGCUCCUGCUAAAGCUGCUCCUCCAAAGACGACCCCUGCUAAGAAAGACGAUUCCUCAAGUUCAGAUUCAGACAGCUCUGAAGAUGAAGCCCCAGUUAAACCAGCAGCCACGUCCAAGCCUUUGAGCACUCCUAAACCUGCAGUCAAACCCGCCGAAUCCAGCUCGGACUCGGACAGCUCUUCAGAUGAAGAACCUCAAAAGAAACCUGCCGGCACACCGGUAUCCAAACCUGCCCUAGCCAAACCAACUCCUGCAGCCAAACCUACCGGUAAACCAGCGGCAAGCAGCUCGGACUCAGACAGCUCUUCAGAUGAUGAGAAACCGCAGAAGAAAGCCGCCACCACACCGGUAUCCAAACCAGCAGCGGCUGCUACUACUAAGAGCCCUGCUUCUGCCUCCAAACCACCUGCUCCAGCCAGUAAGAACGCAGCAGAGUCCAGCAGCAGUGAUUCGGACAGCUCCAGUGAAGAUGAGAAGAAAGUAAAGACUACUGUGACCCCCAAAGCAGCGUCAGCAGCUAAGCCGGCCAUGACUCCAGUUAGUGCGAAGAAAGCCGAGAGCAGUAGCUCUGAAUCUGACAGCUCAGACUCUGAGACCGAGGCUAAGAAGACUCCCGCCAAGCCUGCCGUCCCCAACGGAAAGGCUGCUACAACAAAAACAGCCACCUCAGCAGCGAAGACGCCGGCUAAAAAGACGGCAAAGUCUUCAUCCUCGAGUGACAGCAGCUCUGAUGAAGAGGAGUCUCCUAAAACCCCAGCUGUGAAGACCCCACCUGCUACAAAAGCACAGGCUGCUAAGGCCAAAGCUGAGGACUCUUCAUCUGAAGAAGAGGAGACUCCUGUCACAACAAACGGCACAAAGAGCAAAAAAAAGGGCAAAGAGGAAGAAACGACAACCCCCAAGAACAAAAUCACCACCUCCACACCUCAGACUUUUCCCAGAACCAAACAGAAGGAAACCAAUGCUCCUUUUCGUAGAGUAAGAGACGAGGAAAUUGAGCUGGAUCCCCGCCUGGCAAACAAUUCAUUCGAUGCAAAGAUGGGAGCCAACGGUGACUGGGGCCAGAAAGCCAACAAUGUGCUUAAAUUUACCAAGGGCAAAUCUUUCCGGCAUGAGAAGACCAAGAAGAAGCGUGGCAGUUAUAGAGGAGGUGCAAUCUCCACCUCAGUGAACUCCAUUAAGUUUGACAGCGACUGAGAUUACAAACUAAGUGAACUUCUGAACUCUCCAUAUCCCUCUUUCCCACAAUAUCAGCUCUAAAAGGCACUGUUUUGAGCCGUCUACUCUCUGUUCCUGCUCUCUGUUGGGUAUUGAUUGAAGGCUCAGGAAUAUUUGGGGUUGUGUAUUUACACUCUCUCAUGCAGUUAGACACCACAUGGUGGCGCCACGUCAUUGCGUUUAGGCCUUUCGAUUAGCUUCUAUGUAAAAAUGGUUUUGGCUUUACUGUAAAAUGUUUCUUAAAGUUGGCUUGACAAAUUAUAUAUGGUUGUCCUAACAGGUAAUUGUUAAUAUAAUAGAAAUUACAAUGAUUUUCUUGUCAAUGAAAUGUCAUUAUGGUUGCGUUAACAUUUUAUGAGCCCAUCUGUGUAUCUUGAGCCUGGUGAUUUUGUCCUGUUUGAAGAAGUUGUGUAGUUAAUGACUCCUCUUCUGUUUGACAGACACUGGAAGACCACCCUUAAAAAACACAUGAAUCGUCCUCAUUCGUUUAUAUAGUUUAGUUUUAAUAUUUUAUGGUUUCAUAUGUUACGUACGAAUUUGUAAUUUGGUCUCCUUUAUGAUCAGUCUUCUAACUGUAAUUAAAACAUGGACUGAAACUCAA
Messenger RNA from Carassius carassius (crucian carp), 3184 nucleotides. Its product is annotated as nucleolar and coiled-body phosphoprotein 1-like. The transcript is spliced from 13 exons. Lineage: Eukaryota; Metazoa; Chordata; Actinopteri; Cypriniformes; Cyprinidae. Gene Ontology annotation, molecular function: protein binding. Gene Ontology annotation, cellular component: nucleolus; nucleoplasm. The record is from RefSeq and is a predicted model, not a curated record. The coding region runs from base 64 to 2562 and encodes 832 amino acids.